CUACCCCGCAUUCCCUCCUCACGACUCUGCGGCCCUGGGUGUGCAGAUGUACGAGGCAAAGGAGGACAGCCUGUUCAACUGCUACCAGCGCGCCCACCAGAACACCCUUGAGAGCUACCCCGCCUUCCCUCCUCACCGCUCUGCUCCGCUCUACGCCCCUGGGUGUGCAGAUAUGUACGAGGACAAGGAGGACAUCCUGUUCAAUUGCUACCAGCGCACCCACCAGAAAACCCUUGAGAGCUACCCCGCCUUCCCUCCUCACCACUCUGCGCCCCUGGGUGUGCAGAUGUACAAGGACAAGGAGGACAGCCUGUUCAACUGCUACCAGCGCGCUCACCAGAUCACCCUUGAGAGCUACCCCGCCUUCCCUCCUCACCGUUCUGCUCCGCUCUGCGCCCCUGGAGCUACCCCGCCUUCCCUCCUCACUGCUCUGCUCCGCUCUGCGCCCCUGGGUGUGCAAAUGUACGAGGACAAGGAGGACAGCCUGUUCAACUGCUACCAGCGCGCCCACCAGAACACCCUUGAGAGCUACCCCGCCUUCCCUCCUCACCGCUCUGCUCCGCUCUACGCCCCUGGGUGUGCAGAUAUGUACGAGGACAAGGAGGACAGCCUGUUCAACUGCUACCAGCGCGCUCACCAGAUCACCCUUGAGAGCUACCCCGCCUUCCCUCCUCACCGCUCUGCUCCACUCUGCGCCCCUGGGUGUGCAGAUAUGUACGAGGACAAGGAGGACAGCCUGUUCAACUUCUACCAGCGCGCCCACCAGAACACCCUUGAGCGCUACCCUGCCUUCCCUCCUCACUGCUCUGCUCCGCUCUGCGCCCCUAGAUGUACGAGGACAAGGAGGACAGCAUGUUCAACUGCUACCAGCGCGCUCACCAGAACACCCUUGAGAGCUACCCCGCCUUCCCUCCUCACCACUCUGCGCACCUGGGAGGAACAGGAGGACAGCCUGUUCAACUGCUACCUGCGCGCCCACCAAAACACCCUUGAGAGCUACCCCGCCUUCCCUCCUCACCACUCUGCGCCCCAGGGUGUGCAGAUGUACGAGGACAAGGAGGACAGCCUGUUCAACUGCUACCAGUGCGCCCACCAGAACACCCUUGAGAGCUACCCCGCCUUCCCUCCUCACCACUCUGCGCCCGUGGGUGUGCAGAUGUACGAGGACAAGGAGGACAACCAGUUCAACUGCUACCAGCGAGCUCACCAGAACACCCUUGAGAGCUACCCCACCUUCCCUCCUCAUCGCUCUGCUCCGCUCUGCGCCCCUGGGUGUGCAGAUAUGUACGAGGACAAGGAGGACAGCCUGUUUAAUUGCUACCAGCACGCCCACCAGAACACCCUUGAGAGCUACCCCGCCUUCCCUCCUCACUGCUCUGCUCCGCUCUGCGCCCCUGGAUGUAGGAGGACAAGGAGGACAGCCUGUUCAACUGCUACCAGCGUGCCCACCACAACACCCUUGAGAGCUACCCCGCCUUCCCUCCUCACCGCUCUGCUCCACUCUACGCCCCUUGGUGUGCAGAUGUACAAGGACAAGGAGGACAGCCUAUUCAACAGCUACCAGCGCGCUCACCAGAACACCCUUGAGAGAUACACCGCCUUCCCUCCUCACUGUUCUGCUCCGCUCUGGGCCCCUGGGUGUGCAGAUAUGUACGAGGACAAGGAGUACAGCCUGUUCAACUGCUACCAGCGCGCCCACAAGAACACCCUUGACAGCUACCCCGCCUUCCCUCCUCACCACUCUGCGCCCCAGGGUGUGCAGAUGUACGAGGACAAGGAGGACAGCCUGUUCAACUGCUACCAGCGCGCGCACCAGAACACCCUUGAGAGCUACCCCGCCUUCCCUCCUCACCACUCUGCGCCCAUGUACGAGGACAAGGAGAACAGCCUCUUCAACUGCUACCAGCGAGCCCACCACAACACCCUUGAGAGCUACCCCGCCUUCCCUCCUCACCGCUCUGCUCCGCUCUGCGCUCCUGGGUGUGCAGAUAUGUACAAGGACAAGGAGGACAGCCUGUUCAACAGCUACCAGCGCGCUCACCAGAACACCCUUGAGAGAUACACUGCCUUCCCUCCUCACUGCUCUGCUCCGCUCUGUGCCCCUGGGUGUGCAGAUAUGUAUGAGGACAAGGAGGACAGCCUGUUCAACUGCUACCACCGCGCCCACCAGAACACCCUUGAGAGCUACCCCGCCUUCUCUCCUCACCACUCUGGUGUGCAGAUGUACGAGGACAAGGAGGACAGCCUGUUCAACUUCUACCAGCGCACCCACCAGACCACCCUUGAGAGCUACCCCGCCUUCCCUCCUCACCACUCUGCGCCCGUGGGUGUGCAGAUGUACGAGGACAAGGAGGACAACCUGUUCAACUGCUACCAGCGCGCUCACCAGAACACCCUUGAGAGCUACCCCGCCUUCCCUCCUCACCGCUCUGCUCCGCUCUACGCCCCUGGGUGUGCAGAUAUGUACGAGGACAAGGAGGACAGCCUGUUCAACUGCUACCAGCUCACCCACCAGAACACCCUUGAGCGCUACCCCGCCUUCCCUCCUCACCGCUCUGCUCCGCUCUGCGCCCCUAGAUGUACGAGGAAAAGGAGGACAGCCUGUUCAGCUUCUACCAGCGCGCCCACCAGAACACCCUUGAGAGCUACCCUGCCUUCCCUCCUCACUGCUCUGCUCCGCUCUGCGCCCCUGGGUGUGCAGAUGUACGAGGACAAGGAGGACAGCCUGUUAAACUGCUACCAGCGCGCCCACCAGAACACCCUUGAGAGCUACCCCGCCUUCUCUCCUCACCACUCUGCGCCCCUGGGUGUGCAGAUGUACAAGGACAAGGAGGACAGCCUGUUCAACUGCUACCAGCGCGCUCACCAGAUCACCCUUGAGAGCUACCCAGCCACCCUCCUCACCGCUCUGCUCCGCUCUGCGCCCCUGGGUGUGCAGAUGUACAAGGACAAGGAGGACAGCCUGUUCAACUGCUACCAGCACGCCCACCAGAACACCCUUGAGAGCUACCCCGCCUUCCCUCCUCACUGCUCUGCUCCGCUCUGCGCCCCUGGGUGUGGAAAUAUGUACGAGGACAAGGAGGACAUUCGGUUCAACUGCUACCAGCGCGCUCACCAGAACACCCUUGAGAGCUACCCCGCCUUCCCUCCUCACCACUAUGCGCACCUGGGUGAGCAGAUGUACGAGGACAAGGAGGACAGCUUGACAAGGAGGACAGCCUCUUCAACUGCUACUAGCGCGCCCACCAGAACACCCUUGAGAGCUACCCCGCCUUCCCUCCUCACUGCUCUGCUCCGUUCUGCGCCCGUGGGUGUGCAGAUGUACGAGGACAAGGAGGACAGCCUGUUCAACUGCUACCAGCGCGCCCACCAGAACACCCUUGAGAGCUACCCCGCCUUCCCUCCUCACCGCUCUGCUCUGUUCUGCGCCCCUGGAUGUACAAGCGUGCCCACCAGAACACCCUUGAGAGCUACCCUGCCUUCCCUCCUCACUGCUCUGCUCCACUCUGCGCCCCUGGGUGUGCAGAUGUAUGAGGACAAGGAGGACAGCCUGUUCAACUGCAACCAGCGCGCCCACCAGAACACCUUUGAGAGCUACCUCGCCUUCCUUUCUCACCACUCUGCGCCCCAGGGUGUGCAGAUGUAUGAGGACAAGGAGGACAGCCUGUUCAAAUUCUACCAGCGCGCCCACCAGAACACCCUUGAGAGCUACCCUGCCUUCCCUCCUCACUGCUCUGCUCCGCUCUGCGCCCCUGGGUGUGCCGAUGUUCGAGGACAAGGAGGACUGCCUAUGUACGAGGACAAGGAGGACAGCCUGUUCAACUGCUACCAGCGCGCCCACCAGAACACCCUUGAGAGCUACCCUGCCUUCCCUCCUCACUGCUCUGCUCCGCUCUGCGCCCCUGGGUGUGCCGAUGUUCGAGGACAAGGAGGACUGCCUAUGUACGAGGACAAGGAGGACAGCCUGUUCAUUUGUUACCAGCGAGCCCACCACAACACCCUUGAGAGCUACCCCGCCUUCCCUCCUCACCGCUCUGCUCCGCUCUGCGCCCCUAGGUGUGCAGAUAUGUACGAGGACAAGGAGGACAUUCGGUUCAACUGCUACCAGCGCGCUCACCAGAACACCCUUGAGAGCUACCCCGCCUUCCCUCCUCACCACUAUGCGCACCUGGGUGAGCAGAUGUACGAGGACAAGGAGGACAGCUUGACAAGGAGGACAGCCUCUUCAACUGCUACUAGCGCGCCCACCAGAACACCCUUGAGAGCUACCCCGCCUUCCCUCCUCACUGCUCUGCUCCGUUCUGCGCCCGUGGGUGUGCAGAUGUACGAGGACAAGGAGGACAGCCUGUUCAACUGCUACCAGCGCGCCCACCAGAACACCCUUGAGAGCUACCCCGCCUUCCCUCCUCACCGCUCUGCUCUGUUCUGCGCCCCUGGAUGUACAAGCGUGCCCACCAGAACACCCUUGAGAGCUACCCUGCCUUCCCUCCUCACUGCUCUGCUCCACUCUGCGCCCCUGGGUGUGCAGAUGUAUGAGGACAAGGAGGACAGCCUGUUCAACUGCAACCAGCGCGCCCACCAGAACACCUUUGAGAGCUACCUCGCCUUCCUUUCUCACCACUCUGCGCCCCAGGGUGUGCAGAUGUAUGAGGACAAGGAGGACAGCCUGUUCAAAUUCUACCAGCGCGCCCACCAGAACACCCUUGAGAGCUACCCUGCCUUCCCUCCUCACUGCUCUGCUCCGCUCUGCGCCCCUGGGUGUGCCGAUGUUCGAGGACAAGGAGGACUGCCUAUGUACGAGGACAAGGAGGACAGCCUGUUCAACUGUUACCAGCGAGCCCACCACAACACCCUUGAGAGCUACCCCGCCUUCCCUCCUCACCGCUCUGCUCCGCUCUGCGCCCCUUGGUGUGCAGAUAUGUACGAGGACAAGGAGGACAGCCUGUUCAACUUCUACCAGCGCGCCUACAAGAACACCCUUGAGAGCUACCCCGCCUUCCCUCCUCACUGCUCUGCUCCGCUCUGCGCCCCUGGGUGUGCAGAUAUGUACGAGGACAAGGAGGACAGCCUGUUCAACUGCUACCAGCGCGCCCACCAGAACACCCUUGAGAGCUACCCCGCCCUCCCUCCUCACUGCUCUGCUCCACUCUGCGUCCAUGGGUGUGCAGAUAUGUAUGAGGACAAGGAGGACAGCCUGUUCAACUGCUACCAGCGCGCCCACCAGAACACCCUUGAGAGCUACCCCGCCUUCCCAUCUCACCACUCUGCGCCCCAGGGUGUGCAGAUGUACGAGGACAAGGAGGACAGCCUGUUCAACUUCUACCAGCGCGCCCACCAGAACACCCUUGAGAGCUACCCCGCCUUCCCUCCUCACCACUCUGCGCCCCUGGGUGUGCAGAUGUACGAGGACAAGGAGGACAGCCUGUUCAACUGCUACCAGCGCGCUCACCAGAUCACCCUUGAGAGCUACCCAGCCACCCUCCUCACCGCUCUGCUCCGCUCUGCGCCCCUGGGUGUGCAGAUGUACAAGGACAAGGAGGACAGCCUGUUCAACUGCUACCAGCACGCCCACCAGAACACCCUUGAGAGCUACCCCACCUUCCCUCCUCACUGCUCUGCUCCGCUCUGCGCCCCUGGGUGUGGAAAUAUGUACGAGGACACGGAGGACAUCCGGUUCAACUGCUACCAGCGCGCUCACCAGAACACCCUUGAGAGCUACCCCGCCUUCCCUCCUCACCACUAUGCGCACCUGGGUGAGCAGAUGUACGAGGACAAGGAGGACAGCUUGUUCAACUGCUACCAGCGCGCUCACCAGAACACCCUUGAGAGCUACCUCGCCUUCCCUCCUCACCACUCUGCUCCGCUCUGCACCCCUGGAUGUACGAGGACAAGGAGGACAGCUUGUUCAACUGCUACCAGCGCGCUCACCAGAACACCCUUGAGAGCUACCUCGCCUUCCCUCCUCACUGCUCUGCUCCGUUCUGCGCCCGUGGGUGUGCAGAUGUACGAGGACAAGGAGGACAGCCUGUUCAACAGCUACCAGCGCGCCCACCAGAACACCCUUGAGAGCUACCCCGCCUUCCCUCCUCACCGCUCUGCUCUGCUCUGCGCCCCUGGAUGUACAAGCGUGCCCACCAGAACACCCUUGAGAGCUACCCUACCUUCCCUCCUCACUGCUCUGCUCCACUCUGCGCCCCUGGGUGUGCAGAUGUAUGAGGACAAGGAGGACAGCCUGUUCAACUGCAACCAGCGCGCCCACCUGAACACCUUUGAGAGCUACCCCGCCUUCCUUUCUCACCACUCUGCGCCCCAGGGUGUGCAGAUGUAUGAGGACAAGGAGGACAGCCUGUUCAAAUUCUACCAGCGCGCCCACCAGAACACCCUUGAGAGCUACCCUGCCUUCCCUCCUCACUGCUCUGCUCCGCUCUGCGCCCCUGGGUGUGCAGAUGUACGAGGACAAGGAGGACUGCCUAUGUACGAGGACAAGGAGGACAGCCUGUUCAACUCCUACCAGCGAGCCCACCACAACACCCUUGAGAGCUACCCCGCCUUCCCUCCUCACCGCUCUGCUCCGCUCUGCGCCCCUUGGUGUGCAGAUAUGUACGAGGACAAGGAGGACAGCCUGUUCAACUUCUACCAGCGCGCCCACAAGAACACCCUUGAGAGCUACCCCGCCUUCCCUCCUCACCGCUCUGCUCCGCUCUGCGCCCCUGGGUGUGCAGAUAUGUACGAAGACAAGGAGGACAGCCUGUUCAACUGCUAUCAGCGCGCCCACCAGAAAACCCUUGAGAGCUACCCCGCCUUCCCUCCUCACCGCUCUGCUCUGCUCUGCGCCCCUGGAUGUACGAGGACAAGGAGGACAGCCUGUUCAACUGCUAACAGCACGCCCACCAAAACACCCUUGAGAGCUACCCCGCCUUCCCUCCUCACCGCUCUGCUCCGCUCUGCGCCCCUGGGUGUGCAGAUGUAUGAGGACAAGGAGGACAGCCUGUUCAACUGCUACCAGCGCGCCCACCAGAACACCCUUGAGAGCUACCCCGCCUUCCCAUCUCACCACUCUGCGCCCCAGGGUGUGCAGAUGUACGAGGACAAGGAGGACAGCCUGUUCAACUUCUACCAGCGCGCCCACCAGAACACCCUUGAGAGCUACCCCGCCUUCCCUCCUCACCGCUCUGCUCCGCUAUACGCCCCUGGGUGUGCAGAUAUGUACGAGGACAAGGAGGACAGCCUGUUCAACUGCUACCAGUGCGCCCACCAGAACACCCUUGAGAGCUACCCUGCCCUCCCUCCUCACUGCUCUGCUCCACUCUGCGCCCCUGGGUGUGCAGAUAUGUAUGAGGACAAGGAGGACAGCCUGUUCAACUGCUACCAGCGCGCCCACCAGAACACCCUUGAGAGCUACCCCACCUUCCCAUCUCACCACUCUGCGCCCCAGGGUGUGCAGAUGUACGAGGACAAGGAGGACAGCCUGUUCAACUUCUACCAGCGCGCCCACCAGAACACCCUUGAGAGCUACCCCGCCUUCCCUCCUCACCGCUCUGCUCCGCUAUACGCCCCUGGGUGUGCAGAUAUGUACGAGGACAAGGAGGACAGCCUGUUCAACUUCUACCAGCGAGCCCACCACAACACCCUUGAGAGCUACCCCGCCUUCCCUCCUCACCGCUCUGCUCCGCUCUGCGCCCCUGGGUGUGCAGAUAUGUACGAGGACAAGGAGGACAGCCUGUUCAACUGCUACCAGCGCGCCCACCAGAACACCCUUGAGAGCUACCCCGCCUUCCCUCCUCACCGCUCUGCUCCGCUAUACGCCCCUGGGUGUGCAGAUAUGUACGAGGACAAGGAGGACAGCCCGUUCAACUGCUACCAGCGCGCUCACCAUAACACCUUUGAGAGCUACCCCGCCUUCCCUCCUCACCGCUCUGCUCCGCUCUGCGCCCCUGGGUGUGCAGAUAUGUACGAGGACAAGGAGGACAGCCUGUUCAACUGCUACCAGCGCGCUCACCAGAACACCUUUGAGAGCUACCCCGCCUUCCCUCCUCACCGCUCUGCUCUGCUCUACGCCCCUGGAUGUACGAGGACAAGGAGGACAGCCUGUUCAACUGCUACCAGCGCGCCCACCAGAACACCCUUGAGAGCUACCCCGCCUUCCCUCCUCACUGCUCUGCUCCGCUCUGUGCCCCUGGGUGUGCAGAUGUACGAGGAUAUGGAGGACAGCCUGUUCAACUUCUACCAGCGCGCACACCAGAACACCCUUGAGAGCUACCCCGCCUUCCCUCCUCACCGCUCUGCUCCGCUCUGCGCCCCUGGGUGUGCAGAUAUGUACGAAGACAAGGAGGACAGCCUGUUCAACUACUACCAGCGCGCCCACCAGAACACCCUUGAGAGCUACCCCGCCUUCCCUUCUCACCGCUCUGCUCCGCUCUGCGCCCCUGGGUGUGCAGAUAUGUACAAGGACAAGGAGGACAGCCUGUUCAACUGCUACCAGCGCGCCCACCAGAACACCCUUGAGAGCUACCCCGCCUUCCCUCCUCACCACUCUGCGCCCCUGGGUGUGCAGAUGUACGAGGACAAGGAGGACAGCCCGUUCAACUGCUACCAGCGCGCCCACCAGAACACCCUUGAGAGCUACCCCGCCUUCCCUCCUCACCACUCUGCGCCCCUGGGUGUGCAGAUGUACGAGGACAAGGAGGACAGCCUGUUCAACUGCUACCAGCGCGCCCACCAGAACACCCUUGAGAGCUACCCCGCCUUCCCUCCUCACUGCUCUGCUCCGCUCUGUGCCCCUGGAUGUGCAGAUGUACGAGGACAAGGAGAACAGCCUGUUCAACUUCUACCAGCGCGCACAUCGAACACCCUUGAGAGCUACCCCGCCUUCCCUCCUCACCACUCUGCGCCCCUAGGUGUGCAGAUGUACGAGGACAAGGAGGACAGCCUGUUCAACAUCUACCAGCGCCCCCACCAGAACACCCUUGAGAGCUACCCCGCCUUCCCUCCUCACCGCUCUGCUCUGCUCUGCGCCCCUGGGUGUGCAGAUAUGUACGAAGACAAGGAGGACAGCCUGUUCAACUGCUACCAGCGCGCCCACCUGAACACCCUUGAGAGCUACCCCGCCUUCCCUCCUCACUGCUCUGCUCCGCUCUGCGCCCCUGGGUGUGCAGAUAUGUACGAGGACAAGGAGGACAUCCUGUUCAACUGCUACCAGCGCACCCACCAGAACACCCUUGAGAGCUACCCCGGAUUCCUUCCUCACCGCUCUGCUCCGCUCUGCACCCUUGGGUGUGGAGAUGACAAGGAGGACAGCCUUUUCAACUGUUACCAGCACGCCCACCAGAACACCCUUAAGAGCUACCCCGCCUUCCCUCCUCACCGCUCUGCUCCGGUCAGCGCCCCUAGAUGUACGAGGACAAGGAGGACAGCCCGUUCAACUGCUACUAGCGUGCUCACCAGAACACCUUUGAGAGCUACCCCGCCUUCCCUCCUCACCGCUCUGCUCCGCUCUGCGCCCCUGGGUGUGCAGAUGUACGAGGACAAGGAGGACAGCCUGUUCAACUGCUACCAGCGCGCCCACCAGAACACCCUUGAGAGCUACCCCGCCUUCCCUCCUCACCGCUCUGCUCCGCUCUGCGCCCCUGGAUGUACGAGGACAAGGAGGACAGCCUGUUCAACUGCUACCAGCGCGCCCACCAAAACACCCUUGAGAGCUACCCCGCCUUCCCUCCUCACUGCUCUGCUCCGCUCUGCGCCCCUGGGUGUGCAGAUGUAUGAGGACAAGGAGGACAGCCUGUUCAACUGCUACCAGCGCGCCCACCAGAACACCCUUGAGAGCUACCCCACCUUCCCUCCUCACCGCUCUGCUCCGCUCUGCGCCCCUGGAUGUACGAGGACAAGGAGGACAGCCUGUUCAACUGCUACCAGCGCGCCCACCAGAACACCCUUGAGAGCUACCCCGCCUUCCCUCCUCACCGCUCUGCUCCACUCUGAGCCCCUGGGUGUGCAGAUGUACAAGGACAAGGAGGACAGCCUGUUCAACUGCUACCAGCGCGCCCAUCAGAACACCCUUGAGAGCUACCCCGCCUUCCCUCCUCACCGCUCUGCUCCGCUCUGCGCCCCUGGGUGUGCAGAUAUGUAUGAGGACAAGGAGGACAGCCUGUUCAACUGCUACCAGCGCGCCCACCAGAACACCCUUGAGAGCUACCCCGCCUUCCCUCCUCACAGCUCUGCUCCGCUCUGCGCCCCUGGAUGUACGAGGACAAGGAGGACAGCCUGUUCAACUGCUACCAGCACGCCCACCAGAACACCCUUGAGAGCUACCCCGCCUUCUCUCCUCACCGCUCUGCUCCGCUCUGAGCCCCUGGGUGUGCAGAUGUACAAGGACAAGGAGGACGGCCUGUUCAACUGCUACCAGCGCGCCCACCAGAACACCCUUGAGAGCUACCCCGCCUUCCCUCCUCACCGCUCUGCUCCGCUCUGCGCCCCUGGGUGUGCAGAUGUACUAGGACAAGGAGGACAGCCUAUGUACGAGGACAAGGAGGACAGCCUGUUCAACUUCUACCAGCACGCCCACCAGAACACCCUUGAGAGCUACCCCGCCUUCCCUCCUCACUGCUCUGCUCCGCUCUGCGCCCCUGGGUGUGAGAUGCACGAGGACAAGGACAUCCUGUUCAACUGCUACCGGCGCGCCCACCAGAACACCCUUGAGAGCUACCCCGCCUUCCCUCCUCACCGCUCUGCUCCGCUAUGCGCCCCUGGGACAAGGAGGACAGCCUUUUCAACUGCUACCAGCGCGCCCACCAGAACACCCUUAAGAGCUACCCCGCCUUCCCUCCUCUCCGCUCUGCUCUACUCUGCGCCCCUGGGUGUGCAGAUGUACGAGGACAAGGAGGACAGCCUGUUCAACUGCUACCAGCGCGCCCACCAAAACACCCUUGAGAGCUACCCCGCCUUCCCUCCUCACCGCUCUGCUCCGCUCUGCGCCCCUGGAUGUACGAGGACAAGGAGGACAGCCUGUUCAACUGCUACCAGCGCGCCCACCAAAACACCCUUGAGAGCUACCAUGCCUUCCCUCCUCACCGCUCUGCUCCGCUCUGCGCCCCUGGGUGUGCAGAUGUAUGAGGACAAGGAGGACAGCCUGUUCAACUACUACCAGCGCGCCCACCAGAACACCCUUGAGAGCUACCCCGCCUUCCCUCCUCACUGCUCUGCUCCGCUCUGCGCCCCUGGGUGUGCAGAUAUGUACAAGGACAAGGAGGACGGCCUGUUCAACUGCUACCAGCGCGCCCACCAGAACACCCUUGAGAGCUACCCCGCCUUCCCUCCUCACCGCUCUGCUCCGCUCUUCGCCCCUGGAUGUACGAGGACAAGGAGGACAGCCUGUUCAACUUCUACCAGCAUGCCCACCAGAACACCCUUGAGAGCUACCCCACCUUCCCUCCUCACUGCUCUGCUCCGCUCUGCGCCCCUGGGUGUGCAGAUGCACGAGGACAAGGACAUCCUGUUCAACUGCUACCGGCGCGCCCACCAGAACACCCUUGAGAGCUACCCCGCCUUCCUCCUCACCGCUCUGCUCCGCUAUGCGCCCCAGGGUGUGCAGAUGAACGAAGACAAGGAGGACAGCCUGUUCAACUGCUACCGGCGCGCCCACCAAAACACCCUUGAGAGCUACCCCGCCUUCCCUCCUCACCGCUCUGCUCCGCUCUUCGCCCCUGGGUGUGCAGAUAUGUACGAGGACAAGGAGGACAGCCUGUUCAACUUCUACCAGCGCGCUCACCAGAACACCCUAGAGAGCUACCCCGCCUUCCCUCCUCACCACUCUGCGCCCCUGGGUAUGUACAAGGACAAGGAGGACAGCAUGUUCAACUGCUACCAGCGCGCCCACCUGAACACCCUUGAGGGCUACCCCCCCUUCCCUCCUCACCUCUCUGCUCCGCUCUGCGCCCCUAGGUGUGCAGAUAUGUACGAGGACAAGGAGGACAGCCUGUUCAUCUGCUACCAGCGCGCCCACCAGAACACCCAUGAGAGCUACCCCGCCUUCCCUCCUCACCGCUCUGCUCCGAUCUGCGCCCCUGGGUGUGCAGAUGUACGUGGACAAGGAGGACUGCAUAUGUACGAGGACAAGGAGGACAGCCUGUUCAACUUCUACCAGCGCGCCCACCAGAACACCCUUGAGAGCUACCCCGCCUUCCCUUCUCACCACUCUGCUCCGCUUCACGCUCCUGGGUGUGCAGAUACGUACGAGAACAAGGAGGACAGCCUGUUCAACUGCUACCAGCGCGCCCACCAGAACACCCUUGAGAGCUACCCCGCCUUCCCUCCUCACCGCUCUGCUCCGAUCUGCGCCCCUGGGUGUGCAGAUAUGUACAAGGACAAGGAGGACAGCCUAUUCAACUUCUACCAGCGCACCCACCAUAACACCCUUGAGAGCUACCCCGCCUUCCCUCCUCACCCCUCUGCGCCCCUGGAUGUACGAGGACAAGGAGGACAGCAUAUGUACGAGGACAAGGAGGACAGCCUGUUCAACUUCUACCAGCGCGCCCACCAGAACACCCUUGAGAGCUACCCCGCCUUCCCUCCUCACCACUCUGCGCCCCUGGGUGUGCAGAUGUACGAGGACAAGGAGGACAGCCUGUUCAAUUGCUACCAGUGCACCCACCAAAACACCCUUGAGAGCUACCCCGCCUUCCCUCCUCACCGCUCUGCUCCGCUCUGCGCCCCUGGGUGUGUAGACAUGUACGAGGACAAGGAGGACAGCCUAUUCAACUUCUACCAGCGCACCCACCAUAACACCCUUGAGAGCUACCCCGCCUUCCCUCCUCACCCCUCUGCGCCCCUGGAUGUACGAGGACAAGGAGGACAGCAUAUGUACGAGGACAAGGAGGACAGCCUGUUCAACUUCUACCAGCGCGCCCACCAGAACACCCUUGAGAGCUACCCCGCCUUCCCUCCUCACCACUCUGCGCCCCUGGGUGUGCAGAUGUACGAGGACAAGGAGGACAGCCUGUUCAAUUGCUACCAGUGCACCCACCAAAACACCCUUGAGAGCUACCCCGCCUUCCCUCCUCACCGCUCUGCUCCGCUCUGCGCCCCUGGGUGUGUAGACAUGUACGAGGACAAGGAGGACAGCCUGUUCAAUUGCUACCAGCACACCCACCAGAACAUCCUUGAGAGCAACCCCGCCUUCCCUCCUCACCGCUCUGCUCCAAUCUGCGCCCCUGGAUGUACGAGGACAAGGAGGACAGCAUGUUCAACUGCUACCAGCGCGCCCACCAGAACACCGUUUAGAGCAACCCCGCCUUCCCUCCUCACCGCUCUGCUCCGCUCUGCGCCCCUGGGUGUGCAGAUGUACGAGGACAAGGAGGACAACCUGUUCAACUUCUACCAGCGCACCCACAAGAACACCCUUGAGAGCUACCCCGCCUUCCCUCCUCACCACUCUGCGCCCCUGGGUGUACAGAUGUACAAGGACAAGGAGGACAGCCUGUUCAACUGCUACCAACGCACACACCAGAACACCCUUGAGAGCUACCCCGUCUUCCCUCCUCACCGCUCUGCUCCAAUCUGCGCCCCUGGGUGUGCAGAUGUACGAGGACAAGGAGGACAGCAUGUUCAACUGCUACUAGCGCGCCCACCAGAACACCCUCGAGAGCUACCCUGCCUUUCUUCCUCCUACUCUUCACCCGUGGGUGUGCAGAUGUACGAGGACAAGGAGGACAGCCUGUUCAACUUCUACCAGCGCGCCCACCGGAACACCCUUGAGAGCUACCCCGCCUUCCCUUCUCACUGCUCAGCUCCGCUCUGCGCCCCUGGGUGUGCAGAUGUACGAGGACAAGGAGGACAGCAUGUUCAACUGAUGUACGCGGACAAGGAGGACAGCCUGUUCAACUUCUACCAGCGCGCCCACCAGAACACCCUUGAGAGCUACCCCGCCUUCCCUUCUCACCACUCUGCUCCGCUUCACGCUCCUGGGUGUGCAGAUACGUACGAGAACAAGGAGGACAGCCUGUUCAACUGCUACCAGCGCGCCCACCAGAACACCCUUGAGAGCUACCCCGCCUUCCCUCCUCACCGCUCUGCUCCGAUCUGCGCCCCUGGGUGUGCAGAUAUGUACGAGGACAAGGAGGACAGCCUAUUCAACUUCUACCAGCGCACCCACCAUAACACCCUUGAGAGCUACCCCGCCUUCCCUCCUCACCCCUCUGCGCCCCUGGAUGUACGAGGACAAGGAGGACAGCAUAUGUACGAGGACAAGGAGGACAGCCUGUUCAACUUCUACCAGCGCGCCCACCAGAACACCCUUGAGAGCUACCCCGCCUUCCCUCCUCACCACUCUGCGCCCCUGGGUGUGCAGAUGUACGAGGACAAGGAGGACAGCCUGUUCAAUUGCUACCAGCGCACCCACCAAAACACCCUUGAGAGCUACCCCGCCUUCCCUCCUCACCGCUCUGCUCCGCUCUGCGCCCCUGGGUCUAUGUACGAGGACAAGGAGGACAGCCUGUUCAUCUGCUACCAGCGCGCCCACCAGAACACCCAUGAGAGCUACCCCGCCUUCCCUCCUCACCGCUCUGCUCCGAUCUGCGCCCCUGGGUGUGCAGAUAUGUACGAGGACAAGGAGGACAGCCUGUUCAAUUGCUACCAGCACACCCACCAGAACAUCCUUGAGAGCAACCCCGCCUUCCCUCCUCACCGCUCUGCUCCAAUCUGCGCCCCUGGAUGUACGAGGACAAGGAGGACAGCAUGUUCAACUGCUACCAGCGCGCCCACCAGAACACCCUUUAGAGCAACCCCGCCUUCCCUCCUCACCGCUCUGCUCCGCUCUGCGCCCCUGGGUGUGCAGAUGUACGAGGACAAGGAGGACAACCUGUUCAACUUCUACCAGCGCACCCACCAGAACACCCUUGAGAGCUACCCCGCCUUCCCUCCUCACCACUCUGCGCCCCUGGGUGUACAGAUGUACAAGGACAAGGAGGACAGCCUGUUCAACUGCUACCAACGCACACACCAGAACACCCUUGAGAGCUACCCCGUCUUCCCUCCUCACCGCUCUGCUCCAAUCUGCGCCCCUGGGUGUGCAGAUGUACGAGGACAAGGAGGACAGCAUGUUCAACUGCUACUAGCGCGCCCACCAGAACACCCUCGAGAGCUACCCUGCCUUUCUUCCUCCUACUCUUCACCCGUGGGUGUGCAGAUGUACGAGGACAAGGAGGACAGCCUGUUCAACUUCUACCAGCGCGCCCACCGGAACACCCUUGAGAGCUACCCCGCCUUCCCUUCUCACUGCUCAGCUCCGCUCUGCGCCCCUGGAUGUACAAGGACAAGGAGGACAGCCUGUUCAACUGCUACCAGCGCGCCCACCAAAACACCCUUAAGAGCUACCCCGCCUUCCCUCCUCACGGCUCUGCUCCGCUCUGCGCCCCUGGGUGUGCAGAUGUACAAGGACAAGGAGGACAGCCUGUUCAACUUCUACCAGCGCGCCCACCAGAACACCCUUGAGAGCUACCCCACCUUGCCUCCUCACCACUCUGCGCCCCUGGGUGUGCAGAUGUACAAGGACAAGGAGGAUAGCCUGUUCAACUGCUACCAGCGCGCCCACCAGAACACCCUUGAGAGCUACCCCGCCUCCCUUCCUCAUCGCUCUUCGCCCGUGGGUGUGCAGAUGUACGAGGACAAGGAGGACAGCUUGUUCAACUUCUACCAGCGCGCCCACCAGAACACCCUUGAGAGCUACCCCGCCUUCCCUUCUCACCGCUCAGCUCCGCUCUGCGCCCCUGGGUGUGCAGAUAUGUACAAGGACAAGGAGGACAGCCUGUUCAACUUCUACCAGCGCGCCCACCAGAACACCCUUGAGAGCUACCCCGCCUUCCCUUCUCACCGCUCAGCUCCGCUCUGCGCCCCUGGAUGUGCAGAUAUGUACGAGGACAAGGAGGACAGCCUGUUCAACUGCUACCAGCGCGCCCACCAGAACACCCUUGAGAGCUACCCCGCCUUCUUUCCUCAUCGCUCUUCGCCCGUGGGUGUGCAGAUGUACGAGGACAAGGAGGACAGCCUGUUCAACUUCUACCAGCGCGCCCACCAGAACACCCUUGAGAGCUACCCCGCCUUCCCUUCUCACCGCUCAGCUCCGCUCUGCGCCCCUGGGUGUGCAGAUAUGUACGAGGACAAGGAGGACAGCCUGUUCAACUGCUACCAGCGCGCCCACCAGAACACCCUUGAGAGCUACCCCGCCUUCCCUCCUCACCUCUCUGCUCCACUCUGCACCCCUGGAGCUACCCCGCCUUACCUCCUCACCGCUCUGCUCCGCUCUGCGCCCCUGGGUGUGCAGAUGUACAAGGACAAGGAGGACAGCCUGUUCAACUUCUACCAGCGCGCCCACCAGAACACCCUUGAGAGCUACCCCGCCUUGCCUCCUCACCACUCUGUGCCCCUGGGUGUGCAGAUGUACAAGGACAAGGAGGACAGCCUGUUCAACUGCUACCAGCGCGCCCACCAGAACACCCUUGAGAGCUACCCCGCCUUCCUUCCUCAUCGCUCUUCGCCCGUGGGUGUGCAGAUGUACGAGGACAAGGAGGACAGCUUGAUCAACUUCUACCAGCGCGCCCACCAGAACACCCUUGAGAGCUACCCCGCCUUCCCUUCUCACCGCUCAGCUCCGCUCUGCGCCCCUGGGUGUGCAGAUAUGUACGAGGACAAGGAGGACAGCCUGUUCAACUGCUACCAGCGCACCCACCAGAACACCCUUGAGAGCUACCCCGCCUUCCCUCCUCACCGCUCUUCUCCGCUCUGUGCCCCUGGGUGUGCAGAUAUGUACAAGGACAAGGAGGACAGCCUGUUCAACUUCUACCAGCGCGCCCACCAGAACACCCUUGAGAGCUACCCCACCUUGCCUCCUCACCACUCUGCGCCCCUGGGUGUGCAGAUGUACAAGGACAAGGAGGACAGCCUGUUCAACUGCUACCAGCGCGCCCACCAGAACACCCUUGAGAGCUACCCCGCCUCCCUUCCUCAUCGCUCUUCGCCCGUGGGUGUGCAGAUGUACGAGGACAAGGAGGACAGCUUGUUCAACUUCUACCAGCGCGCCCACCAGAACACCCUUGAGAGCUACCCCGCCUUCCCUUCUCACCGCUCAGCUCCGCUCUGCGCCCCUGGGUGUGCAGAUAUGUACAAGGACAAGGAGGACAGCCUGUUCAACUUCUACCAGCGCGCCCACCAGAACACCCUUGAGAGCUACCCCGCCUUCCCUUCUCACCGCUCAGCUCCGCUCUGCGCCCCUGGAUGUGCAGAUAUGUACGAGGACAAGGAGGACAGCCUGUUCAACUGCUACCAGCGCGCCCAUCAGAACACCCUUGAGAGCUACCCCGCCUUCUUUCCUCAUCGCUCUUCGCCCGUGGGUGUGCAGAUGUACGAGGACAAGGAGGACAGCCUGUUCAACUUCUACCAGCGCGCCCACCAGAACACCCUUGAGAGCUACCCCGCCUUCCCUUCUCACCGCUCAGCUCCGCUCUGCGCCCCUGGAUGUACAAGGACAAGGAGGACAGCCUGUUCAACUGCUACCAGCGCGCCCACCAAAACACCCUUAAGAGCUACCCCGCCUUACCUCCUCACCGCUCUGCUCCGCUCUGCGCCCCUGGGUGUGCAGAUGUACAAGGACAAGGAGGACAGCCUGUUCAACUUCUUCCAGCGCGCCCACCAGAACACCCUUGAGAGCUACCCCGCCUUGCCUCCUCACCACUCUGCGCCCCUGGGUGUGCAGAUGUACAAGGACAAGGAGGACAGCCUGUUCAACUGCUACCAGCGCGCCCACCAGAACACCCUUGAGAGCUACCCCGCCUUCCUUCCUCAUCGCUCUUCGCCCGUGGGUGUGCAGAUGUACGAGGACAAGGAGGACAGCUUGUUCAACUUCUACCAGCGCGCCCACCAGAACACCCUUGAGAGCUACCCCGCCUUCCCUUCUCACCGCUCAGCUCCGCUCUGCGCCCCUGGGUGUGCAGAUAUGUACGAGGACAAGGAGGACAGCCUGUUCAACUGCUACCAGCGCACCCACCAGAACACCCUUGAGAGCUACCCCGCCUUCCCUCCUCACCGCUCUUCUCCGCUCUGUGCCCCUGGGUGUGCAGAUAUGUACGAGGACAAGGAGGACAGCCUGUUCAACUGCUACCAGCGCGCUCACCAGAACACCCUUGAGAGCUACCCCGCCUUCCUUCCUCAUCGCUCUUCGCCCGUGGGUGUGCAGAUGUACGAGGACAAGGAGGACAGCCUGUUCAACUUCUACCAGCGCGCCCACCAGAACACCCUUGAGAGCUACCCCGCCUUCCCUUCUCACCGCUCAGCUCCGCUCUGCGCCCCUGGAUGUACGAGGACAAGGAGGACAGCCUGUUCAACUGCUACCAGCGCGCCCACCAGAACACCCUUGAGAGCUACCCCGCCUUCCCUCCUCACCGCUCUGCUCCACUCUGCGCCCCUGGGUGUGCAGAUGUACGAGGACAAGGAGGACAGCCUGUUCAACUACUACCAGCGCGCUCACCAGAACACUCUUGAGAGCUACCCCGCCUUCCUUCCUCAUCGCUCUUUGCCCGUGGGUGUGCAGAUGUACGAGGACAAGGAGGACAGCCUGUUCAACUUCUACCAGCGCGCCCACCAGAACACCCUUGAGAGCUACCCCGCCUUCCCUUCUCACCGCUCAGCUCCGCUCUGCGCCCCUGGGUGUGCACAUAUGUACGAGGACAAGGAGGACAGCGUGUUCAACUGCUACCAGCGCGCUCACCAGAACACCCUUGAGAGCUACCCCGCCUUCCUUCCUCAUCGCUCUUCGCCCGUGGGUGUGCAGAUGUACGAGGACAAGGAGGACAGCCUGUUCAGCUUCUACCAGCGCGCCCACCAGAACACCCUUGAGAGCUACCCCGCCUUCCCUUCUCACCGCUCAGCUCCGCUCUGCGCCCCUGGGUGUGCAGAUAUGUAUGAGGACAAGGAGGACAGCCUGUUCAACUGCUACCAGCGCGCCCACCAGAACACCCUUGAGAGCUACCCCGCCUUCCCUCCUCACCUCUCUGCUCCACUCUGCGCCCCUGGGUGUGCAGAUGUACGAGGACAAGGAGGACAGCCUGUUCAACUGCUACCAGCGCGCCCACCAAAACACCCUUACGAGCUACCCCGCCUUCCCUCCUCACCGCUCUGCUCCGCUCUGCGCCCCUGGAUGUACGAGGACAAGGAGGACAGCAUGUUCAACUGCUACCAGCGCACCCACCAGAACACCCUUGAGAGCUACCCCGCCUUCCCUCCUCACCGCUCUUCUCCGCUCUGUGCCCCUGGAUGUACGAGGACAAGGAGGACAGCCUGUUCAACUGCUACCAGUGCGCCCACCAAAACACCCUUAAGAGCUACCCCGCCUUCCCUCCUCACCGCUCUGCUCCGCUCUGCGCCCCUGGGUGUGCAGAUGUACGAGGACAAGGAGGACAGCCUGUUCAACUUCUACCAGCGCGCCCACCAGAACACCCUUGAGAGCUACCCCGCCUUGCCUCCUCACCACUCUGCGCCCCUGGGUGUGCAGAUGUACAAGGACAAGGAGGACAGCCUGUUCAACUGCUACCAGCGCGCCCACCAGAACACCCUUGAGAGCUACCUUGCCUUCCUUCCUCAUCGCUCUUCGCCCGUGGGUGUGCAGAUGUACGAGGACAAGGAGGACAGCUUGUUCAACUUCUACCAGCGCGCCCACCAGAACACCCUUGAGAGCUACCCUGCCUUCCCUUCUCACCGCUCAGCUCCGCUCUGCGCCCCUGGAUGUACGAGGACAAGGAGGACAGCCUGUUCAACUGCUACCAGCGCGCCCACCAAAACACCCUUAAGAGCUACCCUGCCUUCCCUCCUCACCGCUCUGCUCCGCUCUGCGCCCCUGGGUGUGCAGAUGUACGAGGACAAGGAGGACAGCCUGUUCAACUUCUACCAGCGCGCCCACCAGAACACCCUUGAGAGCUACCCCGCCUUGCCUCCUCACCACUCUGCGCCCCUGGGUGUGCAGAUGUACAAGGACAAGGAGGACAGCCUAUUCAACUGCUACCAGCGCGCCCACCAGAACACCCUUGAGAGCUACCCCGCCUUCCUUCCUCAUCGCUCUUCGCCCGUGGGUGUGCAGAUGUACGAGGACAAGGAGGACAGCUUGUUCAACUUCUACCAGCGCGCCCACCAGAACACCCUUGAGAGCUACCCUGCCUUCCCUUCUCACCGCUCAGCUCUGCUCUGCGCCCCUGGGUGUGCAGAUAUGUACGAGGACAAGGAGGACAGCCUGUUCAACUGCUACCAGCGCGCCCACCAGAACACCCUUGAGAGCUACCCCGCCUUCCCUCCUUACCUCUCUGCUCCACUCUGCGCCCCUGGGUGUGCAGAUAUGUACGAGGACAAGGAGGACAGCCUGUUCAACUUCUACCAGCGCGCCCACCAGAACACCCUUGAGAGCUACCCCGCCCUGCCUCCUCACCACUCUGCGCCCCUGGGUGUGCAGAUGUACAAGGACAAGGAGGACAGCCUGUUCAACUGCUACCAGCGCGCCCACCAGAACACCCUUGAGAGCUACCCCGCCUUCCUUCCUCAUCGCUCUUCGCCCAUGUACGAGGACAAGGAGGACAGCCUGUUCAACUGCUACCAGCGCACCCACCAGAACACCCUUGAGAGCUACCCCGCCUUCCCUCCUCACCGCUCUGCUCCGCUCUGUGCCCCUGGGUGUGCAGAUAUGUACGAGGACAAGGAGGACAGCCUGUUCAACUGCUACCAGCGCGCUCACCAGAACACCCUUGAGAGCUACCCCGCCUUCCUUCCUCAUCGCUCUUCGCCCGUGGGUGUGCAGAUGUACGAGGACAAGGAGGACAGCCUGUUCAACUUCUACCAGCGCGCCCACCAGAACACCCUUGAGAGCUACCCCGCCUUCCCUUCUCACCGCUCAGCUCCGCUCUGCUCCCCUGGAUGUACGAGGACAAGGAGGACAGCCUGUUCAACUGCUACCAGCGCGCCCGCCAGAACACCCUUGAGAGCUACCCCGCCUUCCCUCCUCACCGCUCUGCUCCACUCUGCGCCCCUGGGUGUGCAGAUGUACGAGGACAAGGAGGACAGCCUGUUCAACUACUACCAGAGCGCUCACCAGAACACUCUUGAGAGCUACCCCGCCUUCCUUCCUCAUCGCUCUUCGCCCGUGGGUGUGCAGAUGUACGAGGACAAGGAGGACAGCCUGUUCAACUUCUACCAGCGCGCCCACCAGAACACCCUUGAGAGCUACCCCGCCUUCCCUUCUCACCGCUCAGCUCCGCUCUUCGCCCCUGGGUGUGCAGAUAUGUACGAGGACAAGGAGGACAGCCUGUUCAACUGCUACCAGCGCGCCCACCAAAACACCUUUAAGAGCUACCCCGCCUUCCCUCCUCACCGCUCUGCUCCGCUCUGCGCCCCUGGGUGUGCAGAUAUGUACGAGGACAAGGAGGACAGCCUGUUCAACUUCUACCAGCGCGCCCACCAGAACACCCUUGAGAGCUACCCCGCCUUCCCUUCUCACCGCUCAGCUCCGCUCUGCGCCCCUGGGUGUGCAGAUAUGUACGAGGACAAGGAGGACAGCCUAUUCAACUACUACCAGCGCGCCCACCAGAACACCCUUGAGAGCUACCCCGCCUUCCUUCCUCACCUCUCUGCUCCACUCUGCGCCCCUGGGUGUGUAGAUAUGUACGAGGACAAGGAGGACAGCCUGUUCAACUUCUACCGGCGCGCCUACCAGAACACCCUUGAGAGCUACCCCGCCAUGCCUCCUCACCACUCUGCGCCCCUGGGUGUGCAGAUGUACAAGGACAAGGAGGACAGCCUGUUCAACUGCUACCAGCGCGCCCACCAGAACACCCUUGAGAGCUACCCCGCCUUCCUUCCUCAUCGCUCUUCGCCCGUGGGUGUGCAGAUGUACGAGGACAAGGAGGACAGCUUGUUCAACUUCUACCAGCGCGCCCACCAGAACACCCUUGAGAGCUACCCUGCCUUCCCUUCUCACCGCUCAGCUCCGCUCUGCGCCCCUGGGUGUGCAUAUAUGUACGAGGAGAAGGAGGACAGCCUGUUCAACUGCUACCAGCGCGCCCACCAGAACAACCUUGAGAGCUACCCCGCCUCCCCUCCUUACCUCUCUGCUCCACUCUGCGCCCCUGGGUGUGCAGAUAUGUACGAGGACAAGGAGGACAGCCUGUUCAACUUCUACCAGCGCGCCCACCAGAACACCCUUGAGAGCUACCCCGCCUUGCCUCCUCACCACUCUGCAGCCCUGGGUUGCUCGAUGAAGGCGGAGUCCAAUCCUUGGGUCGUUGGUAGCACUUCCGCCAACGAGUUCGGGGUAAGCUACCUUUACGCAUGA
Molecule: messenger RNA, 22354 nt
Organism: Closterium sp. Naga37s-1
Lineage: Eukaryota; Viridiplantae; Streptophyta; Zygnematophyceae; Desmidiales; Closteriaceae
Source: the annotation of a GenBank genome assembly